AUGAGCAGGAUCAAUUUACCGUCCUUCCUCGACAGCGCCCCAUCCACGGAAGAGGUGGACGUGAAGAUACAAUCCGUACUGGAUCAAAUAGCCCGCUUACACGACGAUGUUCGCUCUCUGCAGCGAUACAAAAACGCGCAGCUAUCCGCUAUCUCUAAACUUCCCAUCGAGGUCUUGUCUAUCAUAUUCGGACUCCUCGCGAUGCCGGAACCUCCUCCCCCUUCAGAAAUCUACACGAAACCCUACGCCAAUCUUCUCUCCAUUACGCAUGUUUGUCUUCUAUGGCGCCAGGUUGCGCUCAAUUCCCCUCGAUUAUGGAGCUGUAUAUACCCCUCAGCACCACGGCACCUCGUCAAGAUGUGUUUGCGACGUGCUGGGUCCUGCCCACUCUACCUGUAUAUCGACCGCCUAGGGGGAGAUCGUGUAUUUUCCACGCUCAAGUAUUCCGACCGUCUGAAGGAGAUCUAUAUAUUUCGUUGCACGCCCGAGUGGCUGAAGCAGAUUGCCUCCACAGGCGCUCCCAACCUCGAAGUGCUUUCUUUGAGAGAUGUCUCACACUUUCGUGAAACCACAUUUCAGUUCGCCGCGAACCCAUUUCCGGCGUUGAAGCACCUGGAAUUGCCCCAAUGCAUCCCCAAGCUCAACAUGGCGUCUCUCGCAUCCCUCCGCUCCAUCAACAUAGGCUCCAUCAACCGGCUCAUAUCUUCAGCGCGUGCCCUACGACCUGAUAUCGCUGAAUUUUUCGCCGCAUUAGAUAACCUACCCUUCCUAUCAUCUCUCGUCCUAUUUCACACCUUUUUACCUCCCAGGUCGACGCAUCCGGUACUAUCCAUAACCCUCCCCAGCUUAGAGUGUCUGUGCAUCACGCACAAAGACAGGCGCGUAGUUGCUGUGGUGCCAUGUAUCACGAUGCCCCGCAUCAAAACCAUCAAGCUCACUAUCGAGAGCGCCACAUACGGGUUUGAUACCUCGCUGCUUAGUACGAUCUACGCGAAGCUUCCCAUUCUCGCCGACUCCCACUCUAAGUUCCACCUAAUUACCGACCGUAAAACGGCGAAGUCGAAGGUACAGCUUUGGAGGGAUUGCCCUGGCGAAGAGCUCGAUCAAGUGGAACCAUUUUUCGAGCUGAGCGCUCCUGGUAUGGAAAUUCUGACAAUUGUUCCGCCGACUACCUUGCCCCCCAUCCUUUCAUAUGCCUCCGAAGUCAAGGUACUCAGCAACGACCGCCUUGCCGUUUACCGUCAAAGUCUCCUCUGCAGUCUCGCAGAUGUAACCGAGCUUCACGCCGACCGUCUUAUGGACCUGGUCAUCAUUUUAUGCGACAAUCACGCCGGUUUGAUAUGUCUGCCGUCCUUAAAGAAGAUGGUCCUUACCGCUGUGACGCCGAUAAAGUAUAGGCAUAGCGUGAUAGAUAGGUUGAAGAAGGAGUUGGAAGCGAGGAGGGCGAUAAGUGCCCCUAUUGAGACUUUCCGUUUUCCUGCUGAUGUAUUUUCAUUUGAUGAGAUAGACUCGUUUAGGCGUCUCGUUGAUUCCGUAGGAGUUACUGUCUGA
Molecule: messenger RNA, 1551 nt
Organism: Pleurotus ostreatus (oyster mushroom)
Lineage: Eukaryota; Fungi; Basidiomycota; Agaricomycetes; Agaricales; Pleurotaceae
Exons: 1
Coding region: 1-1551 (516 amino acids)
Molecular function (GO): protein binding
Source: RefSeq, a predicted model, not a curated record